Gadus chalcogrammus (walleye pollock) is the source of this 955-nucleotide messenger RNA. RefSeq names its product INSYN2B protein. The coding region runs from base 281 to 955 and encodes 224 amino acids. The record is from RefSeq and is a predicted model, not a curated record. Gene Ontology annotation, biological process: inhibitory postsynaptic potential. The transcript is spliced from 3 exons. Lineage: Eukaryota; Metazoa; Chordata; Actinopteri; Gadiformes; Gadidae. Gene Ontology annotation, cellular component: postsynaptic density.
CAAAGAGGACAGCACCACUCCGGGCUCUGGAACCAGACCCAACACACCCGGGACGAGCUGCAACGAAAAAGAAAGCGAGAAGGAGAACAGGCAAGAUUUGACAGAAACAAAGUCACCCCAAAGUCUGUGUAGGAGAGCCAGCUCUCUGAGGCACAGAGCUGCAACCCCUCCAGUUUCUGUAAUUAAAGAAGGGAAGCAGUCCUACACUUUGCCUGCCAAGGCCUGUUCUAGGCCCAGCUGUCUCAGCUCAGCCCAAGCUCAGCUGGGGGCGUUACACAAGAUGCUCUGCUCAGGAGCCAACACGAGGUCCAUCGCCUCCAGUAGCCAGCAAGCCCUCCCUCCGAGCCAACAGGACUCUGGCUCCGUCUCCGGGGGUCAGCCGACAGCAGGACCCCUAACUGCUACCCAGGCCGAGACUUUAAGGCAGGUCCAAGAGAUUCUUGGGGGGCUGGUGUCCGGAGCCAGGUGCAAACUGGACCCGUCCAGGGUGGCGGAGAAGCUCCUGGGGCCUAACGGACCCCUGCAUGACAUCCGGGCCUUGCAGACCCAGCUCCAGAGUCUGGAGGGGGUGUUAGAGACCAGCCAGAACACCAUCAAGGUCCUGCUGGAUGUCAUUCAGGACCUUGAGAAGAAAGAGGCAGAGAGAGACGGGAGGCACUCCUACAGGACUGGACAGGAUAUAGAGAACUGUGGUACCUGCAGGGACUGUGCCUGUAUCAUCUACAGCGUGGAGCAUGACUUCCGUCUGCAGGAGGGCCAGGUGGUGAGGAAGUGGAAGGUGGGGGACCCCCCAGAGGGCUCGCCUCAGUCCACGGCCAACCCGCCGACCCAGCCCGGGACCCCCCAUCGCCAGGACUCCCCCCAGCCAGCACAGCAGCAGCAGCAGCAGCAGCAGCAGCAGCAGGCCCCCGGGUCGGGCAAGAAGCACAGGAAGAAAUGCUUCUGGUUCCUCUGA